GAACCUCAAGAGUGUAGCGAACUGCAGCCCUGUCGGCUGCCGGACGUGCCCCGAAAACGUGGCAUUGAGCAUUAAGCGGCUGGAAUGCAAAAUCACCUUCUGAUGCCCCCGCUUCCAAAACAGUGUCGGGGCAGAGGCUCGGAAACCUCGCUAGCCUUCAAGCAGCCCUACCAGUGCCACAGUCCUAGGGGCCGUGCAUGUGCAGCGGCACCCUGCAGACGCCCCUUUCUCUCGGUCUCCCCCGCCCCGCUCUGGCUCUGGCUCUCUCCAGUCUAGCCUGACGCAGGCAGAUCGAAAUCACCCUUAACAACCCAGCCUCCGGUAGAGUGGUGCCGGUGGGGUUCCGUUUAAGAUUAUGUCUCUAAUCCUCCUUCCGUAGCUCAAGCGCGGCUCGCUGCCAAAUCGCCCAGCCAGCCGGCGCAGGCUGGAGGCGUGUUUAAAGGGCGAGCGGAAUCUGCCGGCGGCAGGUCGAUCGGGAGCGAUCGGCAAAGUUGGCUGAAGUGGGAAGCUGCGGCUACUUCGGGGAAAGUUGCUGGGAGCGGGGGAGAGACCGGCUGCGGAGGAAGGCGCCCCUGGCCCGAGGAGGAGUAUGGGCACUUUGCGGGAUUUACAGUACGCGCUGCAGGAGAAAAUCGAGGAGCUGAGGCAGCGGGAUGCUCUCAUAGACGAGCUGGAGCUGGAGUUGGAUCAGAAGGACGAACUGAUCCAGAAACUACAAAACGAGCUGGACAAGUACCGCUCGGUGAUCCGGCCCGCCACCCAGCAGGCGCAGCAGCAAACCUCCAGCACCCUGCAGGGGGAACACAGGACCAAGAGGCAGGCAAUUUCAGCCGAGCCCACCGCAUUUGACAUCCAGGAUCUCAGCCAUGUCACCCUUCCCUUCUACCCCAAGAGCCCACAGUCCAAGGAUCUAAUAAAGGAGGCAAUCCUUGACAAUGACUUCAUGAAGAAUCUAGAACUAUCUCAGAUCCAGGAGAUUGUGGAUUGUAUGUAUCCAGUGGAAUAUGGCAAAGACAGUUGCAUCAUCAAAGAAGGAGAUGUGGGUUCACUGGUGUAUGUCAUGGAAGAUGGAAAGGUUGAAGUGACAAAAGAAGGCGUGAAACUGUGUACCAUGGGACCUGGCAAAGUAUUUGGGGAGCUAGCCAUCCUUUACAAUUGCACCCGGACAGCAACCGUCAAAACUCUCGUAAAUGUGAAACUUUGGGCUAUUGAUCGGCAAUGUUUUCAAACAAUAAUGAUGAGGACAGGCCUCAUCAAGCAUACUGAGUAUAUGGAAUUUUUAAAAAGUGUUCCAACAUUCCAGAGUCUUCCUGAAGAGAUACUCAGUAAGCUUGCAGAUGUCCUAGAAGAGACGCAUUAUGAAAAUGGAGAGUACAUUAUCAGGCAAGGGGCUCGAGGGGACACUUUCUUUAUAAUCAGCAAAGGAAAGGUAAAUGUUACUCGUGAAGAUUCACCCAGUGAAGAGCCAAUCUUUCUCCGCACUUUAGGGAAAGGAGAUUGGUUUGGAGAAAAAGCACUUCAGGGGGAAGAUGUCAGAACAGCCAAUGUCAUUGCUGCUGAAGCAGUAACUUGUCUUGUCAUAGACCGAGACUCUUUCAAACAUUUGAUUGGAGGUCUGGAUGAUGUUUCCAAUAAGGCCUAUGAAGAUGCAGAAGCAAAAGCAAAAUAUGAAGCCGAAGCUGCCUUCUUCGCCAACCUGAAACUGUCUGAUUUCAACAUCAUUGACACUCUUGGAGUUGGAGGUUUUGGACGAGUUGAACUGGUCCAGUUGAAAAGUGAAGAAUCCAAAACAUUUGCAAUGAAGAUACUGAAGAAACGUCACAUAGUGGACACAAGACAGCAGGAGCACAUACGCUCAGAGAAGCAGAUAAUGCAGGGGGCUCACUCAGACUUCAUUGUGAGGCUAUACAGGACAUUCAAGGACAGCAAGUAUUUAUAUAUGUUGAUGGAAGCCUGUCUAGGUGGAGAGCUUUGGACAAUUCUCAGGGACAGAGGUUCAUUUGAAGAUUCUACGACCAGAUUUUAUACAGCAUGUGUGGUGGAAGCUUUUGCCUAUCUGCAUUCCAAAGGAAUAAUUUAUAGGGACCUCAAGCCAGAAAACCUUAUUCUAGAUCACCGAGGUUAUGCCAAACUGGUUGAUUUUGGCUUUGCAAAGAAAAUAGGAUUUGGAAAAAAAACAUGGACUUUUUGUGGAACUCCAGAGUAUGUAGCCCCAGAGAUCAUCCUGAACAAAGGUCAUGACAUUUCAGCAGACUACUGGUCACUGGGAAUCUUAAUGUAUGAACUCUUGACUGGCAGUCCACCUUUCUCAGGCCCAGAUCCCAUGAAGACCUAUAACAUCAUAUUAAGGGGGAUUGACAUGAUUGAAUUUCCAAAGAAGAUUGCCAAAAAUGCUGCUAAUUUAAUUAAAAAACUAUGCAGGGACAAUCCAUCAGAAAGGUUAGGGAACUUGAAAAAUGGAGUAAAAGAUAUCCAAAAGCACAAAUGGUUUGAGGGCUUUAACUGGGAAGGGUUAAGAAAAGGUACAUUGACACCUCCUAUAGUACCAAGUGUUGCAUCUCCGACAGACACAAGCAAUUUCGACAGUUUCCCUGAGGACAAUGAUGAACCGCCACCUGAUGACAACUCAGGAUGGGAUAUAGACUUUUAAUGUAUUUCUCUUACCUGCUUCUGCCUUGCUGAAGACAGCUUCCUGAGACACGGCUGCCAGCAAAACUGAAGGAAUUGGGGAGGAUUAGUGCUCGGGGUCACCAUGAUGCCUUGAUUGAUGCUGCUACAGUAACUACAGUGGCAUUAGGACUUAUUGCUUAGAUGACAAUAGUGCUCUUCACAUGUUUUAUGUUUGAACUUAAAAUAGCAGUUGACAUGGUGGUCCUGAAGCAAGCCUUUUCACCAGUAAAGAAAUAUGUUUUCUAUCACUGCAAUUAUCUUGCUAUGCUCUAAUUAUAAUUUGAAAGAUAAUAGUGUAAGGUACACUUAAAGCCAGUAUUUUACAGCUAGAAUUAUCAGUAGGAUCAAAUAGUAACUUAUUAUGUACUAUAGUUAUCUAUGGUACAGAAUGUGGGGUACUCCCACACUUCAGAGUGAGUUUGUAGGGUCUUUUACUGCAGGCCACUGUGAAUACAAAGGAGGACCACAAAACAAUUGGUCAAUGAGUUCAUGUCAAAGCAGUGCUAAAAGUUGUCCUUUUUUCAAGCAGUGUUCAUGACAAGACUGAAUGUUACCUUUCCUUUCUCUUUCUGACAGAUUUUUUAAACUGAUACAACAAAAGCACAACUGCUACAGUUUCUGUUGAGAACUGUUAAGGCAGGUAUGGGUCGGUUUUCGCAUACAACUGAGAACAUGUAACAAACUUUUUUUUUCCUUUUGGUACAAUAAAUAUUUGCAUGAAAAAAUCAUUAUUAUUCAUUCUACAUAUUAAAAAACUGUGCUUAAAUAACGGUCCUAGAAAUAGAAUGACAACAACCGACUGGUCUUAUUAAUUAUUAGAAAUAAAGACUGAUCUUAAAAUAACCCUUAGCUUUUAGAGCCCAAGGAAGAAAAUCUAAGACCCGUAACAUACUGUAUAGGUGCUAUGUACGUCUUUCAUCUGUGAAUAUAAAUGUUCAACAGUCAAUAAGCAUUUCAGAGAUAUGUAGCAAGAGACAUCAUCUUUAGUGAUGCUCUAAAAACAGAGAAUCCUUUAAGUCUCCACAUUUGCAUCUUCUCUGCUUUUACUCUGCAGUAUUUGGGAGCCAUCAUAGUAUUCUUACUUUUCCUGCUUCUUUAACAAUAUAUCAAUACCGAGGGCAGUUUGCAGAUGACCUCGCUAUAUUUUUAGCGCUAUAUUUUUAGCACUAUAUUUCAAAAUGUAACUAAACCAACGUUUUCAGUUACAACAUAGUAUUAUAACAAUGAAUCCUAAUACUCUGCCUGGAGUAAUGGAUGGCAUUCUGAUGGCAGACCACAUAAGUGGAAAACUAAUGUGAUAGCAACACAGGUCUACUGUAUUUGUGAGAGAUCUGCUGGCAUGUAUAUCUGCAGUACACAGACACUUCAUUGAUUAUACUGAGGUGCUGCAAUGGCUAUAGAAUUAAGCCACCACAAACUGCUAUAAAAAAGACAAGGGAAAAGGAUACUAUAGGCCUGAAUUCUUUUCUCACUUCAACUGCUUUUACAUCACUGGAGUCAAUCCUGAUCUACAAUGAUAUGAGAAAAAAAUCAAACCUUAUUUGCCAACUAAUCAGAGAUGUGUUAGAUUGAAUGUAAGUUUACCCCCUCACAUUUAUAAGAGGCAUUAGUUUUCAGAAUUUGCAAUAGAUUUUACCAGGGCCCCAUUAUAUUCAUUGGAGCAGCAUAUGAUGCCACAUCUGAUUAUACCAUGUUAUAGAGUCAAAAUAUGUGACUUAAUUUAUUGUGCUCCAACACAUUAUAUAUGUAUUGAAGCCGUUAAAAGAUCAACAUUUCCCACAUUUGGUACCACACAGUUAUGGAUAUCUCCUGUUCUAAAUUUACGGGAAGACUAUGGUAAUCCCAAAUAACACUGUGCGGUAACAGUUAGCAGAUGUUAGUUUUUUGUGGUGACCACUGUACGUGUCCUAAUACAUCAGCAUAUUAAUAGCAUACAUGAUUUUUCAAAGCAUGGAAAUUUAGGAUCUGAUCUUAUCCCACUGAAAUCAAUAGAAGUUUCACUACUGACUUCAACAGGAGCAGGCCCCUGUGAAGAUUUUGUGGCAUUUUUGUCUUUACCUUUAAAUACAGGAGAAGCAAAUAGUAGGGGAUUUAUCAAUAACAGAAUGCCUACCAUGAAUACAUUUUAGCAGGUUUUCAUAUUCAUAAGGACAUACAUUGGCUUAAUAAAGCAUUUUAAGGAUAACAUUGUCAAAGUAGAAUAAUGAAUAUACCAACAUCAUGUCUACAAUUUGCCAGCAGACUAGAAAGCCUCACUUACCGCAGUUUCCUUUAACUAACCUAUUUAAUUUAUUUUUACAGUUACAUAUAGUAGGAUGAGGCAAUAUCAGCAGCACAACAUAACUGCAAAUUACUUCUGCUAUUCAUUAAUCAUGUGUGGCAUUGCAUUAAGGUUUGUACACUCUGAAGCAAUCAUAAAAAUAAUAAUAAUUACAUCUACGAGGAACUACUUGUAUACAACAAGUAUACCAUAUACUUAAUUUUAAACAUUUAACUUAGGGAUUUAAAAUACUGUCCGAAAGCAGACACUAGAUACUAGGGCUAAAACAGUCUCAUAGUCAUCUUAGUAAAAAAAAAAAAGUGUAUUCACCUUAUUUCUGCAUUAAAACUGGAUCCCUUCACCCCCAUUGUCUGACAUGGGAGUGAUGUGGCCAUAUUGGACAGUGAAACUUGUUUAAUUUGUUAAUUGACUUUCUUGUUAUACAUAAGGACAUGAAGAACAAGAGUUUAUCAUCUCUCUCAAUUCUAAAUAGUCAUUAUGGUAUGAGUACUUGGGAUUCAACUAUCAGUUACAAUGAACUGAAGAAUUGCCAAGAGAAAAGAGUGUCACAAUAUGAGCUGUAGCUCACGAAAGCUCAUGCUCAAAUAAAUUGGUUAGUCUCUAAGGUGCCACAAGUACUCCUUUUCUUUUUGCGAAUAUUUUUUGGGUGAACUGAAAACAAUACAGGAAGAAUGUUUCAAAAUGAGCUUGUUAUCAAUUACUUUUGUUUGUUCCUAUCAGUUUUGUCCUUGUGCCACAUACAAUAAUAUCCAAAUCCUAUGGCAUGCUGUGUAUUAAUACAAAUUUAUUUUGAUAUAAAUCUUCACUCAACUUUCAUCUUCUUUACCAAGUAUAUUUUAAAUAACUUAAAUGAUCAUAUGUAUAUGAAUAACCCCUUCAUUUAUAAUUAAUAUAUUUGAUUUACAUAUAUACAUUCACAUAAAUUGAUGGCCUCAGUAUUUCCACUUGCCUUUUUUUUUUUUGCCUCCUUUAUCAUGUAUGGAAAGAUGAUGUAUUUACAUAAGGAGAAAUCAGCUACCAUAUUUAAAACAAGUGUGUUAGCACUGGGUUCAUAAGAUACAGAUGAUCUGUAGCUCAUUACACUGCUGCAUUAUUCAUAAAAAAACCCCUCUUAUUUAACAAUAGGACCAUAAGCAAAUAUUUAUGUAAAUAGAUAUUCUUCGUGUUGAUAUUUUGUGGUACUCAUAUAACUUUUUAUUUGGAGUUCCAUGGCAUUAUUACUUCAUUUUUCUUAUUUGUAAUGUAAUGUUUUAGAUCAAAGUAAACUUGAAUUAAUGUCAUAAUUGUCAGUAUUAUUGAACUUUGUCAACUGUACUCUUAUUCAUCUGUUCCAUAGUUUAGAACAUGACCUAGCUAUUUGGCAUUGUUGCAAGUGCCUUAAAUUCAUGGCAUCCUAUAAAAAUACAAAUUUGGUGUUAUGCUGCAUGACAAAGACAAACACACCUCAAAAUGUUGUCCUUUCUUAGCUUGCUGCGUUUUACAGUUCUUUCUGCUAACAAUUUAUAAGCCUUUAUUAUAUAAUAUUGAAGAAUUACAGAAAUGAUGAAGUUGUUCUCUUAUUUCUGUUAAAUGUACCAGAGCUGUGAAUCUGUUAAUGAGAUACAGCGUCAUUUCUGUGAAAUGUAUAAAUGUACGUGCAGGUCAAAUUAAUAUAUGACAUACUAUCAGUCUGUAUACAGGUAUUCCUGUUUUGCUAAGCUGUGCAGAUUUAAAAAACUAUAGUGCAGUAAAGUUCUAACAUAUCGUAUUUUAUACACUCCAUUACAAAUGUUCCACACACACAAAUGAUUAGCAAUUAACUGUAAUUUACACCAAACAAAAUCACAUCUCAACGUGAAACCAAUGACUACAAAAGAAAUAUCUUGUUGCACCACUCAACAAAACAGGAUCAGUGCUUUAUAUGAGCUCUUGUAUAUGCAAAUCAUUUCUGAGGCAAGCUCUCAACACACCUAGAAAGCUAAAUAUUGAAAGUAUGUUAUUAGUUCUCUUCUUCCAUAACUGUCUACUACAUAAACAGACAUAGUACUGAGACUUUGACAAUUUCUCAAAUGUUUCAGGCUUUACUAGCAAAGGGAAAUUUCAUUCAGAGUUGCCUACCAUACUUAUUCCAAUGUAUGCUGUUUUUACACUGGUUGUUUCUUUUGUAUUCUUAUGGCUAUAAUUCUUUGGUUUUCUUCUUACAAUGGAUUCUACAUGAAAGAGUUUUUUGUUUGUCAAAAUACAAUGUCUGUCAUCAAAUGGUCAUUGACCAGUUGCACUCUUUUGAUGUAGAUUUAAGAACUUUUUUUUGUAAACUUAACUGCUUUUGUUUUGCUCUGUAUUUUCCCUGCAGCUGUAAUUGCUGAGUGCCUGUUGUAUACUUUAUAGAGUUGAAAUAAAAAUAAUUACUUUUGAACAUUG
Molecule: messenger RNA, 7351 nt
Organism: Caretta caretta (loggerhead turtle)
Lineage: Eukaryota; Metazoa; Chordata; Testudines; Cheloniidae
Gene: PRKG1
Product: protein kinase cGMP-dependent 1
Biological process (GO): protein phosphorylation
Molecular function (GO): ATP binding; cGMP-dependent protein kinase activity
Source: RefSeq, a predicted model, not a curated record